CCUGCCGUGUGUAAAGUUGUGCGCACAAGAGCUCUCAUUGCGUUGAGUGGAAGUCCUUUAAAUUUCUGUUAAUUACUAUAUACAGAGAUAUUUCCUUAUUUUCCCGCACCACCGUAUUUUUGUAAAUCAAGGAUGAUUGUUACUACCAACGGUAACGCAGAAAUACAUGAAGAUAACGAAAUGCAGACAUUUUCGUCGUCUACACUGAUUCAGAUACUACGUAAAUGUAAUUCCUUCUUUAUCCAAGGUUUGGUUAGCGUGCAGGGGGAGUGUCGUCCAUUGAUUACCUGUGGCAGACAGGUCGGAAUCAUUAGACCAGAUGUCGCCUGCUGUCUUCUGGACUACCCGCAGGUCUUCACUGCCACACCUGAUGCUUUCAUUAUCAAUCCGCAGCUGAACUCGUACGCAUCGAGAUCCAGCGCCCUCGACUACGUGCUGCGCGACCUCCGGGCCAAGAACGUGCUGGCGGCCCUCCGCGGGUGGCGCGAGGAGUGCUUCAGCGUGUGGGCCGAUUUCGGGGCCGAACCGCUCUUCAAGAUCGAAAGGUCUGCGGCGACUGUAUUGGGCGUGAGGGCGUAUGGUGUCCACGUGACAGGUUACACAUAUCGAGAUGGCAAGAUGAUGAUAUGGUUGCAGAAAAGGUCAAUAGAUAAGCCUACAUACCCCGGCAUGAUGGACACUAUGGUCGGCGGUGGCCUUACAGCAGGACUGAAGCCUUCCGAUGUGUAUGUAAAGGAAGCCUACGAGGAGGCUGCCCUCCCUGAACACCUGCUCAAGAAUGGCCGUCAGGCGGGAACGGUCUCAUUUUUCACGGAGUCUGAGCGCGGCCUCCAUGCCAACACAGAGUUUGUGUACGAUAUUGAACUUCCUUCUGACUUCACCCCGUGCAAUAAUGAUGGAGAAGUAGAGGGCUUUGAAUGCAUUCCAGUUGAGGAACUUCUUGAACGGGCCACAUCCAGCAAAUACAAGUUGACAUCCGUGCCAGUGGCUGUGGAUUUCUUAGUUCGCCAUAGUUACAUCACCCCAGAAACUGAAAAGGAAUUCCCUACACUCAUGGAGCUCUUACACGUUCCACUAAAUCAGAUGUACCGAAGAUGGCCACACAGCAGGUUCCAGGCCUCCCCUACUUCACUUAUUACAGAUGUUUGAGUGUGGAAUUUGUGGAUAGAUGUUUGAAGGAAAAAAGGACUAAUUCAUGUUGGUAAUUUCUGUGUUGAUUUUCUUUGGAUUUUUAUAUUUUUAUUCUUAAUUCUUUAGUUAGAAAGGUGAAAUCAAAAUAAGUUCAGACCAAAAGCAGUAGCUGUAAGUUUUAUUACAGUGUUAGUUCAUCUUUUGGUUGUAGAUUUUUCCAAAACUAUUUUUUUUUUUAAAUCAGCUCAUUUUUUCUUACAACUUUAUAAACUAGUUUUAAGAUAUUUUUUUAAAAUAUGACAAUGAAAUAUAGUUCAGUAAAUAUAGUUUGUAAUGUGUAAAAAAAAAAUAUAUAUAAAAGGAAUAUUUUAGUAGAAAUUGCCAAGUACU
Messenger RNA from Penaeus chinensis, 1521 nucleotides. RefSeq names its product nudix hydrolase 20, chloroplastic-like. Lineage: Eukaryota; Metazoa; Arthropoda; Malacostraca; Decapoda; Penaeidae. Gene Ontology annotation, molecular function: 8-oxo-dGDP phosphatase activity. Bases 133 to 1149 code for a protein of 338 amino acids. The record is from RefSeq and is a predicted model, not a curated record. The transcript has 6 exons.